AAAACCAUGCGCUUGUACACAACGGACGCUGAACUCCAAAGUACCACUGUCAUCCCUCGGACACCUGCCCACAGAUUUAUUCUCUCCUGGCAAUGUGGUGCAGUCGUAUGGCACUGCGUCGGCUCCAGCGGAUCACUCCACUGAAUGUCACUGGGGUUCUAACAAGCAACGUGCGGAGAGAGAUGUCGUCCCUGCCACGGGUGUAUGUCACCAGACAGAUCCCGCCCGAGGGUCUCAAGACCCUCCGGGAGUCUGGACAAGUGCAGUGUCAACUGUGGGACUCAGACGACGUCCCUGUCCCCAGGCAGGAGCUGCUUCAGAGGGUCAAAGGUGUUGAUGCUCUGCUCUGUGUGCUGACCGAGAAGAUUGAUGCAGAAUUGUUGGACGCCGCAGGUCCAAACCUGAAGGUCCUUAGUACCAUGUCAGUGGGUUUCGACCAUCUCUCUCUGGAGGAGCUGAAGAAAAGAGGAAUCCGCGUAGGUUAUACUCCUGAUGUCCUGACAGAUUCUGUCGCUGAACUGACUGUAGCUCUGCUGCUCACGACCUCCAGGAGGCUCGUAGAGGCCACGCAUGAAGCCAAAACCGGUGGCUGGGGCACAUGGAGAACCCUGUGGCUGUGUGGAUAUGAGUUGGCCAACAGCACUGUGGGUAUUUUUGGCCUGGGGAGGAUCGGUGUCGCUAUCGCCGAGCGUCUGGCGCCUUUCAAAGUGAAGAAGUUCAUAUACACGGACGUGGCCCCCAGGCCUGAGCUGGCCAGUUUGAUCAAUGCAGAGUAUGUCUCCUUCGAUGAGAUGGCAAAGCGGUCGGAUUUUCUGGCUGUGUGCUGCGCCUUAACACCAGAGACAAAAGAGAUCUGCAACAAGGACCUCUUCUCCAAGAUGAAAAACACAUCCAUCUUCAUCAACACAAGCAGAGGUGGAGUAGUGAACCAGGACGACCUGUACGAGGCUCUAUCCACCGGGCAGAUAGCAGGAGCUGGAUUAGAUGUCACUGUGCCUGAGCCCCUCCCCACAAACCACCCACUUUUUACUCUCAAAAACUGCGUGAUUCUACCACACAUUGCUAGUGCCUCCUUUACCACCCGUAAUGCCAUGUCUGUCCUGGCAGCCAAAAACCUCCUCCUUGGUCUGCGGGGUGAGCCCAUGAUCAAAGAGCUCAAGCUGUGAGAGGAAAGUGGUUCCACUCAUCGAACCGGCUGAUUAGUCCAACUACCUAGUUAUUUUUAGAGGAAAAUAAAACCAGUGCUUGUUGUUUUUAA
Molecule: messenger RNA, 1258 nt
Organism: Scophthalmus maximus (turbot)
Lineage: Eukaryota; Metazoa; Chordata; Actinopteri; Pleuronectiformes; Scophthalmidae
Gene: grhprb
Product: glyoxylate reductase/hydroxypyruvate reductase b
Exons: 9
Coding region: 93-1166 (357 amino acids)
Cellular component (GO): cytosol
Molecular function (GO): NAD binding; hydroxypyruvate reductase (NADH) activity; hydroxypyruvate reductase [NAD(P)H] activity
Source: RefSeq, a predicted model, not a curated record